AUGCUCCAUAGAAGUCUAACGACAAAGAGGAUCCCAGUGGGACUACAGUUUACUAGGUCGAUAUCUGGUUCAUUUUCGCUCCCAGUCAACAAGACCCUAGAGGUUCUAAAAGCCACCAAUGCCAAUUUCGAGGGCCUCUUUUCUCAUUCAGCCUUGGAUCAAUUAUGGUUUAAACAGGGUAAUCAAUUAAUUCAGAAUUUGAAUCAACAUAUGAUUCAAGCGUCAAACUUGGAGGACAAGUCAUACACUUUACCCGAACUUGUUGCUGCCACCAUCAAUAAGCCGGAAUUAUACCAUAUACAUAAAAAUGCAUCGAAGUUGCACAAUCUUCACCAAUUUUUUGAAAAUUUACGACCUUUGCAACAGCAAGUUCCCUUUGAGACUGUCAGACCUAAUGCUCUGAGCUUGUUGGAGACUCCCAAUGGCGACUCCUUUGACAAUGUGCCCACAGAUGAAGUUUUACUCGAUUGGAUUAACCACUCUUUUGGAUCAGUGGUUGAGUUUCGUACAUUGUUGAUAAACACGGCGAAAGCAAUCAAGGGAGAUGGGUCGGUGUGGCUAGUUGCUGAGCUGACUAUUGGACAGAAUUAUUUGAAUAGAGGUCCAGGCAGUGGAGCCAUCUCUGGAUUCACUUCAACACCAACAUUUCACAAUUUAGCCAUUGUUGUGACAUAUAAUGGUGGCACUGUUGAUGAUUCAGAAAGAUCUGGUCAAAUUAGACGUAUAAAGAGUAUGUUGCAAGGUGAGGGCGAGGGUAAUCCCGCUGAAGAUGAUGUCGAAGAGAGUGACGUUAAAGAAGAGAAAGUAAAUGAAGAAUUUGAACCAAAUGCGUUGAAAUUGGGUACUGCUGAACAAGCAGAAUUGGAAACAUCGUAUUUGAAUAAAAAAUUAAUCCCGGCAUUGUCAAUUGACGCAUCACCAAGAAACUAUUUGUUAGAUUAUGGUGUGUUUGGUAAACAAAAAUAUUUGGAAAAUUGUUGGGAAUGUAUUGACUGGGAUGUGGUGUUGAGAAGAUUACCCAAUAGGUCGAAACAAGCAAUCACCGUGUAA
Messenger RNA from Lodderomyces margitis, 1050 nucleotides. Its product is annotated as mitochondrial 37S ribosomal protein mS43. NCBI's taxonomy places the organism in Eukaryota, Fungi, Ascomycota, Pichiomycetes, Serinales, Debaryomycetaceae. The record is from RefSeq and is a predicted model, not a curated record. Gene Ontology annotation, molecular function: metal ion binding; superoxide dismutase activity. Bases 1 to 1050 code for a protein of 349 amino acids. The transcript has a single exon. Gene Ontology annotation, biological process: superoxide metabolic process.